Messenger RNA from Helobdella robusta, 702 nucleotides. RefSeq lists its product as hypothetical. NCBI's taxonomy places the organism in Eukaryota, Metazoa, Annelida, Clitellata, Rhynchobdellida, Glossiphoniidae. The transcript is spliced from 4 exons. Gene Ontology annotation, cellular component: plasma membrane. The coding region runs from base 1 to 702 and encodes 233 amino acids. The record is from RefSeq and is a predicted model, not a curated record.
AUGUCAAUAAACAGCAACAAAAAAGUGACCCUAAUGUCGCCAACAAACCAAUCAACAAAAUCGGACAACAGCACAACAAACCAAUCCGUGCGAUCAACCAACAGCUCUAUCCGGAAGCAAUCCCAAUCGGCUGAAAACAAAUACAAAGCUUUAAUGAUAGAAAAACGGAUACUAAUAGCUGCUUUCAUUAUCGGUUUAUUAGCGUCGCUAGUUUUUCUAAUAUGUUUUUCAACGAAAUACUGGAUAAUUGUGAAUUUUAAAACUCCGAAACCACGAAUUGACGAAAGAGGGGAACAUUUGAAGGUCGGUCAUUACCAUGGACUGUGGACUUUUUGUAGGAUUGAGUUGUGGAAAAAUUCGACGGUUGAAGGUGAAGAGCACAACUGCGCCAAAAUGUUCUUCACUUUCCCGGAGGUGUGGAAGCCCCGAACGCCCCCACAGAAACUGGCCAUGGAGCGGUCGACAAUAGCAGUGGGCAUAAUAUCAUUAUUGUUCGGACUCCUAUCGCAUAUAUUCACGUAUUAUUCUAUAGACCAACUGAGGUACAUGUACAAAAGGUUGUCUGGCUGCCUGCAUUUAAUAUCUGCUGCUACAUUAGCAAAAGCGCAACAACUGCAACAACAACAACAACAACAACAUGAUUCUACAAGGAUAUUGCUAAAACUUGACCAUGGUAUGACCAGUAUUGAAAAUGCGUACUGA